Molecule: messenger RNA, 2572 nt
Organism: Mastomys coucha (southern multimammate mouse)
Lineage: Eukaryota; Metazoa; Chordata; Mammalia; Rodentia; Muridae
Product: GPN-loop GTPase 3
Exons: 1
Coding region: 1202-2056 (284 amino acids)
Molecular function (GO): GTPase activity
Source: RefSeq, a predicted model, not a curated record
UGGCAAGUGUGUGUAAAGGUUAGAGGACAGCUUAUGGGAGUGUUUCCUCCUCUUACUAUGUGGGUCCCAGGGAUCAAACUCAGGUCUUCAGCUUGAGGGGCAAGUGCCUUUCUUUGCUGAGCUGUCUAGCCACUCCCUGUGUAGUCUUAUGUAGUUGACUUUUUCACGUUCUCUAGUGCUCUCAGGGUUCACCCAUGGAAAGGUGCCAGUAUUUCUUUCCUUUUUGUGCUGAACAAUACUCUGCUGUUUGGAGGUGCCCUGCUAACUCAGCUAUGAGAGCAUUCAGAUUCUCUUUCUAGUUGACUGUGAAGCCGAUGUGUACACGUAUAUGGAGAUUUCUCUGUGGACUUGUUCUCAGUCCUUUUGGACAUGUGGCUGAGCAAUGGGGUUACUGGGUCAGGUGGAGACUGUAACUGCAUGGCACGUGGCUGGAUUGUUUCCAUAGCAGCCACACUAUUUAAUUCCCAGUGUUUCAAUAACUUGUGUCUAGGCAGGAUCCAAAAAGCUAAAUGGCACAGUGAAGAAAUAAUUCAUGUUUUAUAUAACUUGUAUUAGACUAUACUGUUAAGAAAUUAUUACUAGUUAAUGCUAUCUGGUUAUUGUACCAAAGUUUAUAAGUUAAACUUUAUCAUUGAUGCAUAUAUAGGAAAACAUGUAUAUGGGAUUCAGUUGGAGCUAUGGAAUGUCCCCUCUGCUGAAAGGAGUGUACUGUGUGCGGAUUCUGAAUUCUCCACUUAUGUAUUCUGAUGAUGGUGGAUAUUUCUGCCGACUCUGAAAUAAUGUUUCACUCUGCUUUUCAUUUGCUUUGCCCCGAUAAUUCAUGAUGUUGAAGAUCCUUUUCUUUUCUCUGUCCCCUCCUCCUAUCCUUCCCUCUCACCCAUCCUCCCUCCCUCUCAUAAUGGGGAUUGAACCUAGGCCCUAACACAUAGUAGGGGAGCACUCCACCACUGACUUAGGCUAGGCCUUACUUUUCUGAUUGGGUUAUUUGUCUUUUUAUUAUUUAUUAUUGAGGUGCAAGGUUUAUAUUCUAGGCAAAAGACCCUUAUCCAAUAUAGUAUUUAUAAAAAUUCUCUUUCAUUUCAUUGGUUUUUUGCUUUGGACAACAUAUUUUCAGACAUGAAAGUUUAGGUGUUGCUGCUUAAAUUUAUUCAUGUAUUAAAAAAACUUUUUUAAGUCGGCUGUGUGAACCCGGAGGGUCGGUAUGCCUCGGUAUGCGCAGCUCGUCAUGGGCCCCACGGGGAGUGGGAAGAGCACCUACUGCUCCACCAUGGUUCAGCACUGUGAAGCCCUCAACCGAUCUGUCCAGGUGGUCAACCUGGACCCGGCUGCAGAGCACUUCAGCUACCCUGUCAUGGCUGACAUCCGGGAACUGAUCGAGGUAGACGAUGUGAUGGAGGACGACUCUCUGCGGUUUGGUCCCAACGAAGGAUUGGUGUUCUGCAUGGAGUACUUUGCCAAUAACUUUGACUGGCUGGAGAACUGUCUGGGCCACGUUGAGGACGAUUAUAUCCUUUUUGACUGUCCAGGUCAGAUUGAGCUCUACACCCACCUACCUGUGAUGAAGCAGCUGGUCCAGCAGCUUGAACAGUGGGAGUUACGAGUGUGCGGAGUGUUCCUUGUUGAUUCUCAGUUCAUGGUGGAGUCAUUCAAGUUUAUUUCUGGCAUCCUGGCAGCCUUGAGUGCCAUGAUUUCUCUAGAGAUCCCACAGGUUAACAUCAUGACGAAGAUGGAUCUGCUGAGUAAGAAAGCCAAGAAGGAGAUUGAGAAGUUUCUAGAUCCAGACAUGUACUCUCUGCUAGAAGACUCAACAGGAGACAUAAGAAGCCAAAAGUUCAAGAAGUUGACAAAGGCCGUGUGUGGCCUGGUUGAUGACUACAGCAUGGUUCGAUUUCUGCCGUACGAUCAGUCAGAUGAGGAGAGCAUGAACAUUGUGCUCCAGCACAUCGACUUUGCCAUUCAGUAUGGGGAGGACUUGGAGUUUAAGGAGCCAAGGGAGCAUGAAGAAGAGUCUUCCUCCAUGUUUGAUGAGUAUUUUCAAGAACGACAGAAUGAGUGAGGUUGACUACGAAGCCACCAUCCCCCUGGCCGAGUUGCGAAGUGCUCUUCUCCUGGAGGAUGUAACUGGGAAGCUGCUGCUUGUGUCUAUAAACGCUGGGCUCUAGGGAUGAGCCAGUGAGUGAUCAAUCCAGUGAGCGAGGCUGGCUUGUGCUCUGAGCUCUGAAACUGCUGCUAUUUCGGGAGAUUUUGUCCUGAGACUAUUGUUUGGAUUUUUUUUUUUUAAAAAAAUCUAAGUAGAAAUUAAUGCACAAAGACUUGUAUAUAAUGUAAAUCAACCUAGCCACACAUCACCGGUGAUGUACUUGUGUGUGUGUGUGUGUGUGUACAUGUGCGCUUGCAAGUACAUGCUCAACUAGAGCCAAUGUAACCUCACUUUUACAAUAGGAUUUUUGUUUUUUGAGGGGUCUUUUUUUGAUUUACUUGUUUGUUUUUGGAGAGGUACAAAUUAUUAUAACAAAAACCAUAGAUCUACAUCAAAAUGUAAAAUUGGAAGGAUAUACAUAAAUCUUAUUUU